Medicago truncatula (barrel medic) is the source of this 1187-nucleotide messenger RNA. RefSeq lists its product as uncharacterized. Bases 359 to 1036 code for a protein of 225 amino acids. The transcript has a single exon. Lineage: Eukaryota; Viridiplantae; Streptophyta; Magnoliopsida; Fabales; Fabaceae. The record is from RefSeq and is a predicted model, not a curated record.
CUCUUAUGUCUCUCAAAAUCAAUUAAUAUAUACAAACUUGCUUGUUAGCUUAGCCAAACAAACCAAUCCCACUCUUUGAAUUUUAGUUGCUAACAACUCUUUCAAACUAUCAAUGGUAGUAGACAAAUUUGCAAAACUCUUAUUUAAGAAGAAUCGCCACAAAUGUCACCCUCAACCUAAUGAAGAAUUAUCAUCUUCACCACUGCAUGAUUUUGACUCCCAUGUAUCCAAAUACAUUGACCAAUUAGCAUUGGAAUUGACCAAUUAGCAUUAGUUAUCAUGGAUUCAAAGAUGUUUUGGCCUUUUUCCUAUCAUCAACAAUGUUUUUGCAAAGCUUCUUGUGGACAUUGAUUAUCCAAUGAGUCGAUGGGAGGUCGACUCCAUUGAAGGAUAUCUCAACUAUACCAAGAGUUUGUUGGACGUUCUGAAUUCCAUUUCUUCUUCUCUUUCUCAUCUUGGCCAUGCAAGGCUUUCUUUGGCUCAUGGUUUGACUUUGGUAGAGAAUAAGAAACCACUUUCUUUGGCUAGAAAGCAUUUGAAAGCGAUCCAACCAACGUGUUUUAGCAGCAACUUUGGUAAAUACUUUCACACACAAGAUGAUAUAGCAAAGAUUGUUUCGGGUAAGGACUUGAUUGUUCGGGAAGGUGUAAAAGAAAUGAAGAGUAUUGGAUUUUGGGUAUGUGGAGUUUUCUUGUCUUGUUUAUAUGGUGAUGCUAAGCCAUACACGGAGCUAAGAAAAAUUGGUGGUGGGUUUGAAAGUUGUAUAGUUUCCACACUUGAUCUUAAAAUCAGCGAAAAUUUAGUGAAGAAAAUCCCAUGCGUUAGUGAGAUCAAAGAGAUAAACAAUUUUGUUGCUCGCCUUGUUGCUGGUGAUGAAGUAAAAGAUGAUGCAACCAAUGAAUUUCAGAGAAAUCUGUGCGAUGUAGGGAAGAUAUUUGAUGAUAUAAGCACAGAGGUGAAUCAUCUAUUUGAUGAUGUGAUGACUCAAAGAACUGAAUUAGUUGAUGGCUUUCGACUCAAGAAAUAUCAAAAAUAAUCCAUUGUUUGAUUCUUUUAUGUAAAUAUCACUCGUUUGUAAUAAUUGUUUUUGUAUCGUUUCUUAAAUUGCAGAUAAUUUUAUAGUCUAGUGUAAUACUCAAUGAUUCACUUGCACACUGCAGGGUGUUUAAAAAGAUAAAUUCAAUAAC